Molecule: messenger RNA, 672 nt
Organism: Cetraspora pellucida
Lineage: Eukaryota; Fungi; Glomeromycota; Glomeromycetes; Diversisporales; Gigasporaceae
Source: the annotation of a GenBank genome assembly
AUGAACCAAUUUGCGCAACAGAGUUUUGCCCGUUACCCUCCAACGUUUCACAAUACCGAAAGAAAGCAAGCGAAUAACGUUAACUCUAUUACCUUUUUUAAUGCUCCUUUCAAUUCUCCGGUCGUUCAAGUUUCCACAGGACCAAGAUACAAUAAUGUACUACCACCGCCUAAUCCUACCAGUAAUAAUAAUAUGCAUCCACCUCAUCUUCCACCUCUAAACCUACCAAAAAAGCUCGAAAAUCAGCCACCGUCACAUACGUCAUCUACAUCUUCGUCUCCCGAACCCACAAGCCAUUGUCAUCAAGCACAACCUUCUGAAAAUAAUGAUGAUGAGGACAAUGAGACAAAGCGCGUCAAAACACUUGAAGAAAAGCGUGCCAUUCGCUUAGAACGAAAUCGUAUUGCUGCUAAAGAAUGUCGCGAAAGGAAAAAAGCUUACGUUUUAAAUUUAGAGCGUAGAGCUACUCAAAUGGAAAAAGAGAAUUCGGUUUUACGUAAAAGAGUUCAUGAAUUAAAAGUUCAAUUGGAAUGGGCUGAAUCAAAAACUGUUGGACCUGUUGAAAAUGGUCAAUUAGAAGCAUUGGUAAGAGAUUUGAAAGAAAGGGUAAAAAAAAUGGAGAAUGGUGAGGAUUCCAAUAUUGUUUUUGGCAAGAUGGUUGGUCAAUUGUAG